Messenger RNA from Acyrthosiphon pisum (pea aphid), 1221 nucleotides. RefSeq lists its product as uncharacterized. Bases 1 to 1221 code for a protein of 406 amino acids. The transcript has 3 exons. Lineage: Eukaryota; Metazoa; Arthropoda; Insecta; Hemiptera; Aphididae. The record is from RefSeq and is a predicted model, not a curated record.
AUGACAACAUCAAAACCCACCGUACCGACUGCUGCAAAACACCUACCAGAGCCGAAAAAACUGGCCUCCGCCCCCCGCCAUACAUGUAAGGACUACUACCGCAACUAUGCAGCACAAGUAAUCUGCGUGUCUAUGGAAAAUUUUGACGUUCCUCGGAAUAGUGUUGAAAAUGUAUGUGAAGUAAAUGUAAUGGCUCUCAAAAUGAAAGAAAAUUAUCAAAAAAAUGCCACAGCAGCAGCAAAACAGCAGGCUGCUCCUCCAGCUAAUGUGUAUAUAAAUAUAGCCGGUAGAGCAGUAACAAUGGCUAAUGCACCAAUUACAUCGAAUAACAAUCAACAAAAUUGUGAAGAUGUGGAAAGUAUGAAAGGUACAUUUUCAUGGAAAAUAAUCGCUGGAUAUUAUAUACCCUGUAUCAUACGAGUAAUUAAUGGUGAUCUUUUAAAGUUUGUAUCUGUACGUAUGGCUGAAACUCAGCUACUCAGCAACUAUUUACAUUAUUUACAUGAUGAUAUUUGUAAAUGCACAUCAGUUAAAAGUAGUAUUAUCACAGAAUCUGAAGCUAAGUUAUUGAAUGAAAUUAACCAAAGACAUGCCGACUACAUAUAUGGGAAAAAAAUGUUUUUCGCAGGACAAGAUUAUAUUGUCCGUUUAGAUGAAGUUGAUGAAUUUUAUAAGUUCAUAGAAGUAUGUUAUAAAAAGUUAAUGUGCAAUAUUACUCCAGUUAGCACAGAAAAAUGCGGUUUUAUACGUAUUAACUCUACAUCUGUUGUGCCAUAUUGUAUUGAAGAUAACCGAAAACUUGUUCCGCUUUUCUACUUUGAAGGCAAAACAGAAAUUGUAGAGCGUCGAGCUGUAAAAUUUGAAAAUUGGAACUUGGCCUAUCUCAAGUUCUGUUUGUUAAUUCAGGGUACCACAAAUGAGUUGUUUCCUAGUGACUCUUGCACAAUGAUUAAUCUUGAUGAUAUCAAAAAUUAUUUUCCACCGGAAACUAGUUUUGAGGAAUAUUGGCCAGAUAAGGAGGUUUAUACAGAACUCCUAAUUAAUCAGAAAUCAACAUGUGUAAAUCCAUCCGGUCCAGUGAUCAGAGAACUCCCUGAAGUAGCACCUUCUGAUAAUACUACUCCUCACACUUUAAAGCCACCAGCACCAGUAUUACCACUGAUUAUGCCAGUGAUGGUUAAAAUCUCUCAAAACAGAUGGCCGCCAAAUCAAAUGGUAUGA